GCGUACUCGCGUGACCGGUGCGUACGUUGCUCUCCCGACGCGGUGCGAGUAUUUAGUCCAAUGUUGAUGCUGUGCACCGGAAAAAAGUGUCUUUCCGUCUAGAAUCUGUGAAAAUGUCCCGACAGCGACGUGAGAUGGUCGAUUCGAAAUACCGCGAAAGGUGAUCGUUUGCGAAGGAAAAUUUUCACACGAAGAGUCAGCGGCAGGCAUCGCGGGAUAUAUCGUAGCUGGAUAUUAUGCUAAUCACGAUACAGUCAGAAUGCGGGAGGAAGAACUCGAAAUAUCACUCAAGGUGGUGAUAGUCGGCAACGGAGCUGUGGGCAAAUCGUCGAUGAUCCAAAGGUUUUGCAAGGGCACUUACACAAGGGACUACAAGAAAACGAUCGGCGUCGAUUUCUUGGAACGGGAGAUCGAGGUGGACGGCGAGGACGUAAGACUGAUGUUGUGGGAUACCGCCGGUCAGGAGGAAUUCGACGCAAUCACCGCUGCUUAUUAUCGCGGCGCCCAUGCCUGCGUCCUCGCUUAUUCAGCCACUGACAGGGAUUCCUUCGACGCCAUUCCUUCGUGGAAGCUGAAGGUGGAGAACGAGUGCGGCGAAAUUCCCACGGUUCUGGUACAAAACAAGAUGGACCUCGUUGAUCAGUGCGUCAUUGAUCCGGACGAGGCUGAGAGGCUCGGUCGUGCCUUGGGUUGCAAGCUCCUAAGGACCUCCGUGAAGGAGGACGUCGGUGUCAUGAGCGUCUUCCGGCACUUGGCGUCGCGAUGUCUUCACGAGAUGCGCCGCUGCGACGACGAUUAUCAGGAUGACCUGAGAUUGUACUCUACCGGUCCUAGAUCUCCCUCUGUAAUAAGUGCGUUUAGUCCGAACGGGUCUACGUGUGGUCGGAGUACGGGUAAUGGUACCAUCGUUUUGAGACCAGGAGCCAAGAUAAAGAAUCAUAAAAAACGGAAUUUCGUAAAGAACGCUUGUAGGCUACUUUAGUCUUUGCGUGGAUAGGUAUAUGAAAAAUAGUAAGCGAAUACCCUCUACCGUGUACAGACUGAUAUAUCCGUAUUUAUGAAGAUAUAAAUAACUACGAUAAGAUUCUUUCAAUGUCCAUUGACUGAUUCGGCACUUUAUCGUUCGAGAAGGGUCUUGUAAUACACGCUUUGAUAAACUUAUUAGAGAAAUUUCAUUUACGUAAUUCACUGCAAUUAAGCAACGCACAUAAACGAAUUAAAAACUAAAAAAUUUGUUAAUUGCUACUUGUACUUAAAUGUCUUCAAUCAAUAAAAGAUAAAGACUUGAACGAAGUACAAAAUAAAAAGAAAGAAUGUAACAA
Molecule: messenger RNA, 1322 nt
Organism: Ceratina calcarata
Lineage: Eukaryota; Metazoa; Arthropoda; Insecta; Hymenoptera; Apidae
Gene: Rab23
Product: RAS oncogene family member Rab23
Exons: 6
Coding region: 260-982 (240 amino acids)
Molecular function (GO): GTP binding; GTPase activity
Source: RefSeq, a predicted model, not a curated record